Drosophila innubila is the source of this 1110-nucleotide messenger RNA. It is a transcript of the gene Jhbp13, whose product is annotated as protein takeout. The transcript is spliced from 4 exons. Bases 233 to 997 code for a protein of 254 amino acids. NCBI's taxonomy places the organism in Eukaryota, Metazoa, Arthropoda, Insecta, Diptera, Drosophilidae. The record is from RefSeq and is a predicted model, not a curated record.
AGCUGAUUUAUAAACACGAUUUUCCAAGUGUAGUUUAGUUAGUGUAAGCGACUAACUAGUUGUGUUGUUCUAUUCAACGUGCAAUGAUUUUGUGCUAAUUCUAGCAAUAAAAUAGCACUGACCAUAGGUCGAGCGAUUCAGUUUUAGGGCGCUCGUCACAGCAAUACGUUUAAGCCUCGAUUUAGCUAUAAAAUCAUAAGGAUAACUAGGAUUUGAAAGGAGCUUCAACAGCAUGCAGUAUAUUGCGGUUAUAUUGUGCCUUAUGGCCUAUCAUAUUCAUGCAGCACCUGCGGAAACUAAAUACUUGGCGGCCAAUGUGACAAAGUGUUCGCAGGAAGCCCUCGAGGCUGGAGAUUGUGUUGCAACAAUUUUAAAUACGCUUUUACCAGGCCUGCGAAAUGGAGACCCUGAACUAAAUAUUCCUGCCUACGAUCCAUUUGUUAUCGAUCGAUUGAGUUUCCAGUAUUCGAGUGGUGCAGUUAGUGGUCGCAUCUCAGUGCGAAAUGUUGAGCUCUUUGGCUUUGCCGAUCUCAAGAUCCAAAAGGUGUAUAUUAAGAGUAAUAGUAAGAAGCUUCAACUUAAGCUUCAAUCUUUUUUGCCCAAAAUGAACAUUAUUGGUGAUUACAAGGCAGACAUUCAUGUGAAUCAACUGAAUUUGAAACCCAAAGGCAAAUUCAACUUGACGCUGUAUGAUGUCGAGAACAUUUUGACUACGGAAGGUGAGUAUUAUACAAAAGCUGAUGGACUUCGAUUUGUACGACUCGUUGACAUCGAUACAAAUCCAAAAAUUGGCAAUAUGAUAAUCAAGGCUAAUGGCAUCUUUCCAGAUCCCGAAUUGGAUGAAAUUGCUUUGAAUGUGGCAAACAGUUAUUGGCGUGAUAUUUAUGGUAUUAUUUUGCCCGAAACACGAAAGUCUUGGGCUCCGCUCCUGUUGCGCCUGAUCAACCAGUCUCUGAUGAAUGUACCCAUCGAUCAGUUUAUUGAAUCAUCGGAUUAGUCCAUAAGAAACUAUUGUUAUUAAUGUACAUUUCGUGUGAUUAUCUUUUAGUAAAUAUUUCUGUACAAAUAUCUCAAUUAAAACGGAUUUUGCACCCGUACUUGUACUUGUAA